AUGAAGAACAUACAUAUCCCCUAUAAACCCUACUACAAAAAAAACACUCAUCCAAAACCCACCACCAUGAUCACCCUCAUAUUGAUCCUACUCGUUACAACAACCACUACCACCUCCGGGGCCUCGCAACCGAUCACGGCCCUCUACGUGUUCGGAGAUUCAACGGUGGACCCCGGAAACAACGACUACAUUCCAACUGCUCUCUUCCGGGCUAACCACCAGCCUUAUGGGGAAGACUUCCCAGGUAGAGUCUCAACCGGCCGGUUCUCAGACGGUCGAAUUGCACCAGAUUACAUAGCUAGCUCACUCGGUCUAAAAGAAUUAAUCCCGGCUUACUUAGACCGGUCUGUGACAGACCAAGACCUCUUAACCGGUGUUAGUUUUGCCUCUGCUGGAUCCGGUUUAGAUGAUUUAACCGUUGAUUUUACUCAUGCAAUUAAUCCAACGGUUCAAGUGACAAAUUUUCAUGAGGCUUUAAGGAGAAUGGAGAGAUUUGCGGGUCGAAAUAAAACGAGUUGGACCGUAGAAAAUGCGAUGUUUUUAAUAUCGGUCGGAUCGAAUGAUAUGCUUAUUAAUUAUUUUGAUAUACCAACUAGGGCUUUGGCAAACUCUCCUUCAAGUUAUUCGGAAUUUCUUAUUUCUAGGCUUCGGCUUAUUAUUCAGUCACUACAUAGCCUAGGAGCAAGAAGGUUCGCAGUGGCAGGUCUUGCACCACUAGGAUGUUUGCCAAUCCAAGUGAGUGUUGGUAGCAUCAUUCCUAGCAUGCAUUGGUUCCAACGAGUUUGUGUCGAUCAACAAAAUUCAGAUGCUGUGCUCUACAAUUACAUGCUCCAAAGCGUCCUCAAUCAGUUGCAAUCUCAACACUCUGACGCUAGAUUUGUCUAUGCUGAUAUAUACAAUCCUUUGGCUGAUAUGAUUAACCACCCUCAAACAUAUGGCUUUCAAACGACACUUGAAGGAUGCUGUGGUACAGGAAUUCUGGAAUCAGGCAGUCUAUGCAAUACCGCGGUUCCAACUUGCCCUAAUCCAUCAACUUAUGUCUUUUGGGAUUCAAUUCAUCCAACACAAGCAGCACACCAUGUUCUUGCUAAUGCAUUGGUUACCAAUGUGAUUCCUAAGCUACUAUAG
Messenger RNA from Beta vulgaris subsp. vulgaris (sugar beet), 1128 nucleotides. Its product is annotated as GDSL esterase/lipase At2g40250. NCBI's taxonomy places the organism in Eukaryota, Viridiplantae, Streptophyta, Magnoliopsida, Caryophyllales, Amaranthaceae. The record is from RefSeq and is a predicted model, not a curated record. The coding region runs from base 1 to 1128 and encodes 375 amino acids. The transcript has 4 exons. Gene Ontology annotation, molecular function: hydrolase activity, acting on ester bonds.